Molecule: messenger RNA, 3039 nt
Organism: Aspergillus puulaauensis
Lineage: Eukaryota; Fungi; Ascomycota; Eurotiomycetes; Eurotiales; Aspergillaceae
Product: 2-oxoglutarate dehydrogenase family protein
Exons: 3
Coding region: 1-3039 (1012 amino acids)
Biological process (GO): tricarboxylic acid cycle
Cellular component (GO): mitochondrion; oxoglutarate dehydrogenase complex
Molecular function (GO): oxoglutarate dehydrogenase (succinyl-transferring) activity; thiamine pyrophosphate binding
Source: RefSeq, a predicted model, not a curated record
AUGCUCUCAACACUCCGGGCUUCAGCAUAUCGAGGGCCGAGAUAUAACCCUGUGGGGCGUUCCACUACACCUAGAUGGAUCGUGCCACGGCUUUUACACCAGAUCCAGAGCCAGAGUCUUCUACACACAGAGAGUUUCCUACAAGGCAAUACAGCAGACUACCUAGACCAGAUCCACGAUGCAUGGAAACAGGACCCAUUGUCCGUGGAUGCCUCAUGGAAUCUGUACUUUGAGGCUAUUGAGAAUGGCCAUGAGCCGGAUCUCUCCUUCAAUUAUAAUCCCGAACCGGCGAGCAAGUCAAAGGGAUCGCCACUACUCCCAGGCUUAGACGGCUCUAUACGAACGGCGUCUCGAGCACUUCAGGCACCAGCAAACAAGCAAGCGAAGAUAGAGCGCCUGGUUCGUGCAUACAGAGACUUUGGACACCUCAAGGCAAGAACAAACCCGCUGGACACACCUGGAAGAAGCGAAGUAGUCGUACCUGAGCUCGACCCCAGCCUAUACGGACUCACACCAGCAGACAUGGACCAGAAGUUCAAGUUCAAUCUAGACGAACCGCUCCGCCACCUCGCAGCGCCGAAUAAAACAUCCGUAUCCCUUAAUGAGAUAAUCCAAGCAUGCGAGCACAUCUACUGCAACACCAUCGCAACAGAAUCCACACACCUCGCAACACGCGAAGAACGAAACUGGAUCCGAGCCCGAAUCGAAACACCCAAGCCUUACCCUUUGUCCAGACUAGAAAAGAAAACCAUCUUGCACAGUUUGAUCCGCGCGACGCUUUUUGAGAAAUUCCUCUCCGUCAAAUUCCCACACGCGAAACGCUUCGGGCUUGAAGGCGCCGAGACCCAGCUCCCAGCUGUCGAAACAAUCAUCGACGCGAGUGCUAAUGAGCAUGGGGUGCGCGAUGUGAUCUUUGCUUGCUGUCACCGCGGAAAGCUGAAUAUCUUGAGUCAUGUCGGGCAGAAGCCGGCAGAGUUGAUCUUUAGUGAGUUUGCGGGGGCGCCGUCGCGGCAUGGUAUACCAGGGGAUGUGAAGUAUCAUCUUGGGAUGAGCUGUGAGAGGACGACGACGACGGGGGAGAAAGUUGGGAUUGUUAUCCUGCCGAAUCCGUCGCAUCUGGAGGCGCAGAAUCCGGUUGCGCAGGGGAUGGCGAGGGCUAUGCAGUUAGGGGAUAAGGAAGGGAAGAAGACGAUGGUGUUGAAUAGUCACACUGAUGCGUCGUUCUCGGGACAGGGGGUUGUCUAUGAGACGCUGGGGUUAUCAGGCCUGGAGGCGUAUGGGACUGGGGGCACUGUGCAUCUGAUUGUCAAUAACCAGGUUGGGUUUACGACAGACCCCCAGGCCUCGCGGUCGUCGUGCUACGUUUCUGAUGUGGCGAAGAGCAUCCAGGCACCGGUGUUCCAUGUCAACGCAGACGAUGUGGAGAUUGUUGUGUUUGUGUGCAGGCUGGCAGCAGAGUAUAGGGCUGAAUUCGGGAAAGAUUGCUUUGUCGACCUUGUUUGUUAUCGGAAGAACGGACACAACGAGAUGGACCAGCCGGCGUUUACACAGCCGCUGAUGUACGAGGUCAUUGCAAACAAGGUCCCACAGCUAGAACUAUACACAACCAAGCUGGUGGAUGAGGGAGUGGUCACUCGAGAGGACGUUGCAGAGAUGGAAGCUGCUGUAUGGAAGAGGCUGAGCGAAAGCCUCGAACGCAGCAAAGACCCCAAACCACUGGACCGGGAGUAUACAUAUCCAUCAUGGAACAGCCUCAAGAAACCAAGCGAAGUUGCCCAGGAGGUCUUUCCGCCAAAGCCAACAGCAAUAUCGCCAGACGUGGUCAGAACUAUAGCAAACAGGUUAGGAGUCCCUGAAGAGCCAUUCGUCGUGCACAAGAGCUUGAACCGUAUACUGCAGAAACGGCAGCAAAGUCUGGUUGAAGGCCGCGAUAUUGACUGGGCCACUGCUGAGGCAUUAGCUAUUGGGAGUCUCUGCCUCGAGGGCCACCAUGUGCGCCUGUCAGGCCAGGAUGUGGAGCGCGGCACCUUUUCCCAGCGCCAUGCAACACUGCAUGACCAGGUUACAGAGAAAACGUUUACACCAUUGAAUGCCCUGAGUCCCAGCCAGGCCGAAUUCGCCGUGGCCAACUCCUCGCUCAGCGAGUACGGGGUAAUGGGCUUCGACUACGGCUACUCGUGCAUGAACCCCAACGCACUGGUAAUGUGGGAAGCCCAGUUCGGUGACUUUGCGAACAAUGCACAGUGCAUUAUUGAUCAGUUUAUCUCUUCGGCUGAGAACAAGUGGCUGUUGAGAUCCGGCCUUGUGCUUUCCCUACCUCAUGGUCUAGAUGGACAAGGCCCCGAGCACUCGUCAGCGCGCAUGGAACGGUUCCUGCAGCUGUGCAAUGAAGACGGUCGCUUUUUUCCGUCGCCGGAGAAGCUGGAGAGGAUGCAUCAAGAUGCGAAUAUGCAGGUUGUGUAUAUGACGUCUCCGGCGAAUCUAUUCCAUGUGCUGCGACGCCAGCUGCAUCGUGAUUUCAGGAAACCUUUAAUUCUUCUUUUCUCGAAAUCCCUGCUUCGUCAUCCAUUGGUCAGGUCGAACGUGGACGACUUCACCGGCGAGUCCAGAUUCCAGCCUGUCAUCCCUGAUCCCGAAAACCCUAAGCCGAACUCUGCAGAAAUCAAAAGGGUAAUCUACUGCACCGGCCAGGUCUACUUUGCACUGUCAAAAUACCGCGAAACCCACGGUAUCACCGACACCGCAAUCACACGCGUCGAGCAGCUGCAUCCAUUCCCGUGGCAGGAAGUCCGCGCCGACCUGCAGCAGUAUCCCAAUGCGUCGGAUAUUGUCUGGUGUCAGGAGGAGUCUCUGAACGAUGGACCCUGGGCGUUUUCACGGACAAGACUGGAAACUAUCUUUGACACGACAGACCAGCACAGGGGUCGUCGUCUGCGGUUUGCAGGUCGCCCGGUUACAUCUAGCGUUGCGACGGGGUUUGCAAGUGAGCACCAGGCUCAGGAGGCUGCUUUACUCAGGGAUGCAUUUCAGGGAUCGUAG